AUGGCGGGGGCCGGGGGUCCCCUGCGCCUCCGCGACUGGCUGGUGGCGCAGAUCGAGAGCGGGCGCUACGCCGGGCUGCGCUGGGAGGACGCGAGCAAGACCCUCUUCCGCAUCCCCUGGAAGCACGCAGCCAAGCAGGGCUACCAGGCGCAGCAGGACGCGGCGCUCUUCAGGGCCUGGGCUAUAUACAAGGGCAAGCACCUAGAGGGCGUUGACAAGGAGGACACCUCCACCUGGAAGACGCGGCUCCGCUGUGCCCUCAACAAGAGCGCUGACUUCUGUGAGGUGCGCUCACGCAGCCAGCUGGACAUCUCCAACCCCUACAAGGUCUACCGGCUCCUGUCUGAUGGUGCCCACAGCCCAGGUACCAUCCUGUCCCUGGAGGUAGCAGCUGAGGAUGGCUCUCUGGGCAAUAAGGACCUCACAUUGCCCAUCUGUAAAAUGGGAACUGUUACCAGGGCUUGUGCCCCCUGUAAAGAGGAGGGCAUUCUUCAUAGCCAGCAGGUGCCCCCUGGAGAAGUGACAGAGCUGGCCUGCAAGACAGAAGAGCAGGUUGGCUCCAGAUUAGUCACAGAGGAUAAGAACAAGGAGCAGCCCCCCAGGCUGGCCUCCCUGCCCCCAGCUGCCCUGCCCCCAGGCCCUUUGGCUGGCCACAGGUACCAGGCUCAGGAUCCUGCUCACCCCUGGGGCCCCUCGCCUUCUGAGGACUUCAGCAACCCCAAUUUUUGGCUGCACGUGCGACUCUUCUAUGGCGCGGAGCUGGUGCGCGAAGCCACAGCGCGCGCGGCCGAGGGCUGCAGCCUGAGUCCGCGCGCAGCCGCCGCUGCCGCCGAGCUCCUGCUGGGGCCGCCGCCGCGCGUCGCGCAGGUUCGUUUCCCGGAGCCGCCGCCCGGCGCCCGCGUCCUGCGGCGCCUGCUGCCCCACCUGGAGCGCGGAGUGCUGCUCUGGGUGGCGCCCGAGGGCGUCUUCGCCAAGCGCCUGUGCCAGGGCCGUGUGUACUGGCGCGGCCCGCUCGCCCCGCACCGCGCGCGGCCCAACAAACUGGAGCGAGAGCGCACCUACCAGCUCCUCGACACGCGCCGCUUCCUCGCGGAACUGAGAGCCCACCUGCAGGAUGGUCGCCAGGAGCCCGAGUACCAGAUCCGGCUGUGCUUUGGCGAGGAGUACCCGGGACCCCCGGACCAGCCUGAGGAGCGUCUCGUUAUGGCCCAUGUGGAGCCAGUCUUCGCGCGGGAGCUCCUCCUACACUCGAAGCUCCACGGCCAGGUGCCUCGGUUGAGACAGCGGAAGCCAGUCAAGGCCUUCAACCUCUCAGCCAAUGAGAUGGAGCCCCGGGAAACCAGGAAGGAGGCGCGUAAGCGGACGGCCCGGCAGCUGGGCCUGGGGCGUCAGGCUUGGGAACCAAACUCGACCUUGAGGUUCCAGAAAUAG
Molecule: messenger RNA, 1431 nt
Organism: Mesoplodon densirostris (Blainville's beaked whale)
Lineage: Eukaryota; Metazoa; Chordata; Mammalia; Artiodactyla; Ziphiidae
Product: interferon regulatory factor 4-like
Exons: 9
Coding region: 1-1431 (476 amino acids)
Biological process (GO): immune system process; regulation of transcription by RNA polymerase II
Cellular component (GO): nucleus
Molecular function (GO): RNA polymerase II cis-regulatory region sequence-specific DNA binding; DNA-binding transcription factor activity, RNA polymerase II-specific; protein binding
Source: RefSeq, a predicted model, not a curated record